AUGGUGGGAGUUCAAAUUCAAGGAUGGAGGAACGCUUCACAACAGGACCUUGUGAAUUUUAUUAGCAGAAAAUCGAGAAUCAUACUACAGAACGUUCAGUCAAAUAUGAGCAGCGGUGUGUUGACAGCAUUUGUUCGAAGUAUGAAAGACGCAGAGGAAUUAGAGAAAUGUUCAGGUAUAAGAUUUGCUGGUGACACCUUAAGAAUUCAGAUUAUCGAUCCUGUCGGCAUCAGCGGUGAUGGAAGAAAUCAGGUUACGAUGAACACGAUAUCGAUUCUUCGCUCCUUUCUUAGAGCUAGAUACAAUGCUUCUGCUAAAAUGUUGGAUUUAACCAAUAUGGUGAACGAUCAGACGUUGGUUCAAAACGGUCUCUUUUCCUCAUCUACUACUUCAUCCAAGUUCUUUCCCGCUCUGAUGAAGUUGGCCACUCAGGAUAAGAUGGAUGUUGAGUCUAUAAAUUUGUCUGACAACCGUUUGGAUGACAAUUGCAGAUACCUAACAGAGUUGGCCUUGAGUUAUCCCAAGUUGAAGAAUCUGGCUAUCGGCAACAACAAGAUUUCCCGCUUGGAAUUUUUCAACAGGCUAAAAAAUAAGUUCCCAUACUUAAGGGAGUUGAUUGUGUCCGGAAACCCGUUGGUUGCCAAUGACAAUCCUACUGUUUUGAAAGGUAUAGUAGACAUCUUUCCUCGACUAAUUAUAAUAAAUGGACAGCAAGUUAGAGACGAGGCAAAAGUUAAUGCCUUGUUCAACUUCCCUGUUGUUACGAAGUCAAUGUUCUUUGAAACACCAGACCUGUCCAAGGUAGCUGCCAAUUUCAUAGCAGCAUAUCUCAAUAUGUGGGAUGGUCAAAGACAUGAUCUUCUGCAAUUGUACACUCCUGACUCUCAGUUUUCUUAUCAGGUGGAUACCACUCGUGUGGGAGAUGCACCUUCCGGGCCAAUGAGUUCUGCAAAUGGGUCGGCUGGCUCGAGUUGGUCUCACUACUUAUCGCACUCUAGAAAUUUAAAGAGGGUCUCUGGGGCCAGAUCCCGCAUGAUUAGAUUAUUUGUGGGUACAGAUGCCAUUGGUAAGGCAUUUCAAGCGUUGCCCAAGACACAGCAUUCACUACAGCAGAAUCCAAACCUUUAUUCUAUGGAGACUAUCUCUUUCCCUCCUCUUAACGGAAUGCAAAUAACUCUUCACGGUGAGUUCAACGAGACUGCUCAUCCUGAGCAGCCGUUCCCCGAACAUAAAUCGUCUAACAGAGGCGGCAGAUACAAUAACCAAUCCAGGGGGGGAAGUCGCCUUGAAAAAAGAUCAUUUGACAGGGCUUUCGUCGUUAUUCCAGGUCCUGGAGGAAGCUUUAUUGUGGCUUCUGAUAUGUUACUCGUUAAGCCAUAUUCAGGUAACCUUGCUUGGAGUGAGGAACAGAGACCAGUUUCUGCGCCUAGCGCCGUCGCUGUUAUUCCACCGGUUGGUCUGGCAAGUAAUGGAGUGGCCGUUCCCGGUAUUGGUGCAACUUCUAAUAUGGCUCCCGUUGCCUUGGCACCAAAUCAGAUAUUUCCUCCCGAUGUGGCUGCCAAGUUGAGUCCCGAGCAGCAACAACUCGUGUUAAAAAUUAUGCACGAGACAAGGUUGAACUUGCAGUUUACUAUUAUGCUCUGUGAGCAGAGUAAUUGGAACUAUGCCGCCGCUGGUCAGAAUUUUGCCAACUCGAAAAGUCAAAUCCCCCCACAGGCGUACCAAUGA
Messenger RNA from Brettanomyces nanus, 1728 nucleotides. RefSeq lists its product as uncharacterized. The record is from RefSeq and is a predicted model, not a curated record. Gene Ontology annotation, cellular component: nucleus. NCBI's taxonomy places the organism in Eukaryota, Fungi, Ascomycota, Pichiomycetes, Pichiales, Pichiaceae. The coding region runs from base 1 to 1728 and encodes 575 amino acids. Gene Ontology annotation, biological process: poly(A)+ mRNA export from nucleus. The transcript has a single exon. Gene Ontology annotation, molecular function: protein binding; RNA binding.